CUUCGAGGGACGCUCACCUAGCUAUAGCAUAGAAGCAAUGCUAGAUUUGUUUCUUCCGUCCAGAAGCUGGAACAAAGGAAAGAAUAGGAAAAUGUAGAGCCUGGUCAACCUCUAGAACCGAUUCUCCGCGUUCCAGGGGGCUGAUUUGAGGCGCGAGAUUUCGCUGUGGGCAGCUUCACAGAUUCUUGCCGUGGGCGGUAGGGCUCGCCGCAAAGCCACAGCUCGGCCGCUGCCACUAAAGACCAAUCUCUAGGAGCCCUAAAUUGGACGAUUGGCGUGCUUUUAGGGUUCCUCCACUCUACCGGUGGGGGCUCGAUCGAUCGAGGUCGCGGUAAGGGGCCAGUGUUGUUUCUUGUUAAGCGUCAAUGGAUGCUCCAGCAGAUGCCGCCAUCGGCAAAUCUGCGUCCUACACCUACUGGGUCCGCGAGGCGACUUGCCAAGCGGAAGUCCCUCGCAAGCUCACGGCCGCCGAGGGGGAUUCGCUCGUCUCGCGGCAAAAUCGCGUCGGCUCGGCGUGGAAUCAGCUGGGGACAUGGGAGGAGAAGAACUUAAAUUCGUGGGCAAUUGCGAGGUUAAAGGAAAUGCUCCUUGCGCUGGAACCGAUCGAGUACGCUGAUGGAUCGGCUCGAGUCACGGAAGUUGUGGGCUGCAGUGGAGAUGCCACAGUCGUGACGGUGCGUAACAAGAAGCGCAUUGGGUAUUCCUUCGACAUCACUCUAGGAUUCCAAGGGAGCUUGCUGUUCGACGAAUUCAAGGACCUGACGGGAACUCUCAAGUUCCUGGACGCAUCUUGUGGCGAGCUGGACGAUCUCCAGAUCGAGGUCGACUUCACCAAGGACGAGGGCCUGCCCGCAGCGGAGAAGAACCGGCUCGCCAAGGAACUCGAGUCGUUUUUGCCGAGAAUUCGCGAGACGCUGCUCAGCUUUGAGCACGAGCUCAAAGACCGGUAGCGGAGCAACUUCGGCCAGGAAUUUGAAGAUGUGGCUCGGAAGGACGACGUCCCGUAGCUCAUCUCAUAGUUUCCUGAUCGAUUCAUUAUAGUUUCCACCUCGCCGAUUUGUUCUCGUUCACUUCCUGGAAAAUCACAUUACUGUUUUAUUUAAACAGAAAAAGUUUCUUCGUACCA
Selaginella moellendorffii is the source of this 1126-nucleotide messenger RNA. RefSeq lists its product as uncharacterized. Gene Ontology annotation, molecular function: protein-folding chaperone binding; ATPase activator activity. NCBI's taxonomy places the organism in Eukaryota, Viridiplantae, Streptophyta, Lycopodiopsida, Selaginellales, Selaginellaceae. Gene Ontology annotation, cellular component: cytosol. The coding region runs from base 366 to 950 and encodes 194 amino acids. The transcript is spliced from 6 exons. The record is from RefSeq and is a predicted model, not a curated record. Gene Ontology annotation, biological process: protein folding; positive regulation of ATP-dependent activity.